Oppiella nova is the source of this 747-nucleotide messenger RNA. The record is from the annotation of a GenBank genome assembly. NCBI's taxonomy places the organism in Eukaryota, Metazoa, Arthropoda, Arachnida, Sarcoptiformes, Oppiidae.
AUGCCAAACGAGGAUUUCGGUGCAAUUGUUGGCUUUGGGCUCGAGUUCAUGGACACCACUGACCAGAUGUUCUGUAUAUUAACCGCAAAUCCGGACAUAUCCAUAGGAAAGGGUCUCUCCUUCUUCCACAACGUAUUCCAUGCCUCGACUCUUCCGUUCCUCACGAGUGGUCUUUCGACCAGAAGUCCUCCGACAAGACCCACGGGCCAGACGGACACACGCCUCGUGUCCCGCAUUUCGGCGAAUAUCUUCAGGUCGUAUGUGUUGUCGUCGUCGGCGAAGUACACGACACCCUUCCUGUCAAUAAUGGCCACAUUAUUACGAAUCCAUUCGAUGCCUGCAUUCCUCUGCAGCACACCUCUUGGUUUGAGCCAAUUUGGAUCAGUUGUCUUCAGCUUGAACUGCGGUGGAUUACUAGUUGAAUCCAAUGAUGAGGAGCACGAGGAUCCCAUGGAGUUCUAUAGGAUUAGAGAAAGGUUUAGAACUCAAGUUCGUUGGAACGAUAAGUUUGAUGAAGACUCGAAAGCAAUCGAUAAAUUACUGGAGGAAUACGACAGAGACAACGAUGGCUUCAUUUCGUACUCGGAGUAUAUAAUCGCCAGAAGACAAAAGCAUUAAACAAAUUAAUAGUACAGUACUUUGUAUUUAUAGUAUUAAGCCAUAACUAUAAUCAAUAUUCUUUACAACACUAAUGUCUAAACAAGUAGAUUAAAUGUACACAAUAUUCUAACUUUGAAUUAAAUCUGG